CAGCCGGAGAAGGAAAGUCCAUGAGACACUCCUCUCCAGUCAAAAAAGCCAGAAGUGGAGCUGUGGCUCAAGCAGUAGAGAGCCCUAGCCUUGAGAAAAAAGCUCAGAGAGCUCUUCUGAACUAUGCCGAAAGUAGUGUCCCGGUCGGUCGUCUGCUCAGACACCCGGGACCGAGAGGAAUACGAUGACGGUGAGAAGCCCCUUCACGUCUACUACUGUUUGUGUGGCCAGAUGGUCCUGGUGCUAGAUUGUCAGUUAGAGAAGUUACCCAUGAGGCCCCGGGACCGAUCUCGUGUGAUUGAUGCUGCCAAACAUGCCCACAAAUUUUGUAACACAGAAGAUGAGGAGACUACAUACCUUCGGAGACCUGAAGGUAUUGAACGACAGUACAGGAAGAAGUGUGCUAAGUGUGGACUACCGCUCUUUUACCAGUCCCAACCGAAGAAUGCUCCUGUGACCUUCAUUGUAGAUGGAGCAGUAGUGAAGUUUGGUCAGGGUUUUGGGAAAACGAAUAUAUAUACUCAGAAACAAGAGCCUCCAAAGAAGGUGAUGAUGACCAAGAGGACUAAAGACAUGGGCAAGUUCAGCUCUGUUACUGUGUCUACCAUUGAUGAAGAGGAAGAAGAGAUUGAGGCUAGGGAAGUUGCUGAUUCCUAUGCACAAAAUGCCAAAGUGAUUGAAAAACAGUUGGAGCGCAAAGGUAUGAGCAAGAGGCGGCUGCAAGAGCUGGCUGAACUGGAAGCCAAGAAAGCAAAGAUGAAGGGGACCCUGAUUGACAACCAGUUUAAGUGACCCAGAUCUUUCCCUGAGCCCAAACUGGAGGCAAGCACUAAGAUUAUAGAGAAAAAUAUCUUUGUUUCUAUUUAUGCUCUGGGAGGAUUGACUUACCAUUCACUCUUGAGGUCUUCCGGUGCAUUUGACCUGUUUUCUAGGAGAUUAGUCUUUGUGUAAGUUUUCUAUACUAUUCUUUUUUGUCUAUUUGAUGUAAAUUUCUUCAGCUGUGUAGAAGCUUUAUUAAUAUAACAAUGAUUUUUUUCUAGUUUC
Molecule: messenger RNA, 1044 nt
Organism: Perognathus longimembris pacificus (Pacific pocket mouse)
Lineage: Eukaryota; Metazoa; Chordata; Mammalia; Rodentia; Heteromyidae
Product: STING ER exit protein
Exons: 1
Coding region: 124-792 (222 amino acids)
Source: RefSeq, a predicted model, not a curated record